This is a messenger RNA of Candida dubliniensis CD36, 2505 nucleotides long. It is a transcript of the gene SOK1, whose product is annotated as Sok1p. Bases 1 to 2505 code for a protein of 834 amino acids. The transcript has a single exon. The record is from RefSeq and is a predicted model, not a curated record. Lineage: Eukaryota; Fungi; Ascomycota; Pichiomycetes; Serinales; Debaryomycetaceae.
AUGACUUCGACAAAUGGACAACAUUCACAACCUUCACAACAACAUCAACAACCAGAAUAUAAUAUUGCCACUGCUUCAUCUCCAACUUCAACUGCUGCUGCUGCUGCUGCUGCUGCUGCUGCUGCUGCUAGUGCACCUAAUAGUAAUACAUCUCCUACAACUGCAACUGGUAUAGUGGAUUCAACUUCGUCUCGCACCACUGCCACUGCUGGUGCCACUGUGACUGUAACAUCAGAAACAGUUAUUGGUUCACAACCCACUUCAACGACGUUAGUAUCAGAUCCAUCCAAUGCAUUUCAUCAUCGUAAUCAAGAAUUCAGACAAGUAUGUUUUAACCCAUCAAUAGUUGCUACCAGUGGACUCACAGCUGCUACCUCCAGCAAUGCUGCUGCUACUUCCACGACAACUAACAAUACAUCAUCCAUUAAACGUAACUCUCCAUCAUCUAAUGACUCCUCGAAACGCAUAAGACUAGAUACAACAAACACCAACUCCAACGCCAACUCCAACGCCAACACUAUUCUCACUUCAACUAAACCACCUAAAUUUGUUCGCAAAUAUAGAUCAAGAUCAUUACCAAUCAUCAGUUUUAAUAAUUCAAGUGCAUUUUAUCCUCAUUACAGACAAAAGAAACAUCACCAUCAUCAUCAUCACAAUCAAGAUCAACACCAGAAUAUCUUCAAUACCAAUUCAACUAUUGCAUCUUCACAUUCAUCAGUAAACAACACUUCAUUCAUCUCUAAUACAGCUGUUAGUUCGAGUUCCAGUUCCAGUUCCAACACUAUUCCAUCCCUUCCGCCAAUCAACCUUCAAUCUUUAAAAGAAAUUGAUUUACAUGAAAUAUUAAAGAACCCACAACUAAGACACGACAUUUUAUUUGAUCCACAAUUACAAUUUAGACCAAAUUUGGAUGGUGAACGCGGGAAACGGAAGAAAUCCAUUAUUGAUAAAUAUUGGUUAGAAGUACGGAAAGAAUGUCAAGGAUUUUUCAAUCAAAAAGUAAAACCCGAAGAAAUAAAAAUUCAUCGAUUACCUAUAUUAUUUACAACAUUAAGAGACAUUUUAUUAUCAUUAUUACCAACUAAAGAUCGUCAACAAGUGAGCGAAAUUAUGGAUAUUGAAUUAUUGGUGCAACAAUUGAAACAUGGAUCAUUUGAUUUUGUAGAAAUGAGUCAAUGGUUAGGUGAUGUUUUCAAACUGCAUUGUGCUCCAAUGAGAGAUCAAUGGGUAGUGGAAAUGAUUGAAAAAUUUGUUGAUGCUUACAAUUAUAACAAUGUUUCAUAUUUGGUCAAUGGAUUAAGAAUGAUUUUCCAAAUUUUGGAAGCCAUGAAAUUGGAUGUUGCCAAUCAUCAAAUUCGAAUUUUACGCCCCGUUUUAAUUGAAACUGCAGUAGAUUUUGAAAGAGAUUAUUUUCAAACUUUAAUCAAUCAUUCGAAAAUAAAUAUUCAUGAUUCAUUAAAUUGGUUUUAUAAGAAUUUUGUUAAGAAGUUUGACAGUAUUCAACAAUCAUCAACAGCAGGAGGAGGUGGUGGUACAAAUCCAGCUAAGAGAUUAUCUACUUUACACCAAGAUGCUAUUAAUAAUACCAAUUUGAAACCAAUAAUAAUAUCUUCAGUUAUUGAUUUAUUGAGUUGUCGACAAAUGGCCAGUGAAUUCCCUUCGACAUUGGCAUUUGAUCAUACCAGAUUGGUGUUAUUAAGAGCUGAUGCCCGUCAAUUAGUUUGUAUUCAAUUAUGUGUGGUGUUGUAUAAACAAUUGGUGAUUAAUGCUAAAGUUUCAACCAAUUUAUUAUCCCCAAAUAAUAUUGCCAAAGUUCAACAAGAAAUUUUAGCCAUUGUCACUGAUGAUAGUGGGAAUAUCAAAUGGACGAAAAACAUAUCGGCUAUUUCAUUACAAUUGGUGAAGAAUUUAUAUCCCAAUGAAUCAAAAAUCAAUGUAUCAGAUCCUUCGAUUAAAAGUUUAGUACAAUUCAGUCAUAGCUGGUUACUGAAACAUAUGCAACCAAAUUCUCAAGUUUAUGGCUUGAUGGAAAUUAAGGUUUUCAAAGAGCUAUUAACAGAAAUUUCAGUAUUAGUUGAAAAUGAUGAUUUAAUAAGUGAUACCAGUAAUAUCACCACCACUACCACCACCAGUACUGGUGCUGGUGCUGCUGCCACCGCACCUAUUGCAAACACCACCACUACCACCACUACGACUACAACCAAUAAUGAAUUGAAGAAUAUUGCUACAAGAAUAGCAACUUUAGUUAAAUUUCAUUGGAAUGUAUUUGGUGGUUAUUAUAUUGAUUAUCUCAAAUCUCAACGAUCAAAAUUACAACAAGAACAAGAUAAUUCUACAAUUUUACCAACAAUGAUGGAAGAUGGUGAUGAUAAUAACAAUGUUAGUUCAAAAAAGAAAAAUGAUGAUGAUAAAACUAAUAAUACUAAUCCAACAUCUCAUCGUGGUGGUGAAAAUAAUUCAAAUAUUGAUAAUACUACUUCUGCUCCAUUAAGUAUGUUAUCAUGA